Messenger RNA from Sporothrix brasiliensis 5110, 2340 nucleotides. RefSeq lists its product as uncharacterized. The transcript is spliced from 2 exons. Gene Ontology annotation, molecular function: mRNA binding. The coding region runs from base 1 to 2340 and encodes 779 amino acids. The record is from RefSeq and is a predicted model, not a curated record. Gene Ontology annotation, biological process: nuclear-transcribed mRNA catabolic process, nonsense-mediated decay; positive regulation of translation. NCBI's taxonomy places the organism in Eukaryota, Fungi, Ascomycota, Sordariomycetes, Ophiostomatales, Ophiostomataceae. Gene Ontology annotation, cellular component: cytoplasm; nucleolus.
AUGUCGGCGCCCCAGGUGCUGUCGCGCAAGGCGAACGGCACACAGCCCGUGGCCGCCAGCAAGACAGCAGCCACGACAGCAUCACAACCUACAGCCACGGAAGCAGUGGCAACGACAACAAUCUUACCGGCCGACGAUGCUGGCAAGCCCGCAAAAACCAAACCGGUGCAGGAGGGCGAGAAGGUGGUGAUCCGUCGCCUUCCCCCCGGUCUGACCAAGGACGAGUUUCAGUCCAUCCUGGGAGACGAGUGGAAAGAAGGCAACGGCAAGAUUGGCUGGCUUUCCUUCCAUGCCGGCAAGGUGUCCAACGACCCCGCCUACGCAACCGUCCACGUCCUUGACCGGCAGCACCUCAACGCCCUAUCCGACGCCGUGCGCACGGCCUCAUGGUUCGACAACCGGGAAGCGUCGACCUUUAUUGGUCCCCCGUCGGCCGAGUUCUCCUUGUACAAAAAGGUGCCCAGCGGAAAGCGCCGUGUGGAUAGCCGGCAAGGCACUAUUGACCAGGACCCGGAAUUCAUGGCUUUCUUAGAGGCCCUGGCCAACCCAGCUGCUGCGGCUGGUGGCAAGGACGGCGCGUCGGCUGCAGAUAACAGCGACCCGUCCGCCGCAGGUGGCGGCGACGACGACGGCAAAUCGAAGAGCAAUGCCCAGUCCACACCCCUCAUUGACUUUUUGCGCGAAAAGAAGGCCAACAAGAGCAAGGAGGCGGCCCUGGCCAAGGCCGCUAAGCGCGACGGCAAGGGCAAGGGUGCGGCAGGUGACGAUUCAACCAAGAAGGGUCGCGGCUCCAAAGAUAAGGAUAGUGCCGGUGCCGGCAGUGGGCGUGGCGACCGCAAGGAACGGGAGAGCCGGUCCGGCCGGUCCAAGGGCGGCACAUUAAAGAUUCUAACAAAGAAAGCCGGAAGUGCAUCGGCCGCGCCUAGUGGCCCGACGCCGUCUACGGCCGCCAACAAUGCGCUGGCCGCCGCCGCGGCAGCACGCGACGAGGCACCCAGAAGCCGCCGUGCGGGCAUUCUGGCUGCUGCCCGCAUCCUACAGCGCGACCUUGGCCUCAGUCCGGGUAACGCUCACAGACGAGCGCGUGCCGCUGCUGCUGCGCAGGCCACGGCGCAAACUGAAGCCGACUCAAAACCCAGCGGAGCUACCACUGGUAAAGGGGACGGCAAGGGACAUAAGGACGACGGGACCACUGCGCCAGGCGCCGCCUCCUCAAAUACAACUGCAUCGGCCUCGAAGACAGCCACAGCCACAGAGGCUUCUGCACAAGCUUCUGGAAAUGCAAAAGGCGGGUCACGCGACGAGCGGUCCGCUCGCGGGUCGAGAAGCAAGAAGAACGAGUCAGGCAAGGGACGGGGUGGCUCUAAUGCGGACAAAGGGUCUGACAAUACAGCGCCUCCCGCACCAACACCUACGAAAAUUCUCUUGAAAAAGAAAGACGAUACUACAACAACAGCACCAUCCACGACUGCAAAUACGAAUGUACCUUCCCCUGCGGCAGCUGCAGGGACAGCGACGUCUUCUCCGGCCGCGACCAAGGCUGGCAGUGGCAGCAAAUCUGAGACCAAAGAGAAGGGAGGCAAGGCGGGUGGUGGUGAAGGUGGACGGGUCAGAAACAAGAAAGACGGUGGCGCCAAGCCGCAACCGGCACAGUCCGGAACGGGUGGACCAUCGGCGUCGCCCGGUCCCACGCGGGCUUUUGUCAAGCACGCAAAUCCGUCGCAGGGCGUGACCGAGGGAUUGCUCAAAGAAGCCAUGCUCGGGUUCGGCGCCGUGACCUUUGUCGAGAUUGACCGCCGCAAGGGAUUCGCCUUUGUCGACUUUGCCGAACCGGCCAGUCUUGCGCGGGCCAUGGCCGCAUCGCCCAUCGCGAUUGCGCAGGCCACUGUACAAGUGCUGGAGCGGAAAGACCGCGACGCGAAAAAGAGCGGCGGCAGUGGUGGUGGUGGUGGCGGCGGCGGUGAAAAGGGAGGCGAUCAGGGGCCGCCUGCCAAGAAAGCCGCCAACCAGUCAUCGGCUGCCGCCGGCGAUACGCCUGCCGCAGCAGCUGCUGCCGCUACUGCUUCCACGUCGGAUCAGGUGUCCGUCACUGGAAGUGCAGUGGGCGGUGCGGACUCUGCCGGCGCCGAUAGCAAACGGCCACCUCGCCGUCGGGGCGGACGCAAGCGCGGAGGAGGAGGAGGUGACGACGGCGAUGGGAAAGAAGGUGGCGGCGGAGGUGCCAACGGUGCCAACGGUGGUGGUGUUGGUGGCGGCGGCGGCGGCGGCGGCGGCCACCGCAACAGACGUGGUGGAAAUAAGGCGUCGGCUGAGGGUAGUGCCCCGAAAGCUUCUAAUUGA